Carya illinoinensis is the source of this 4360-nucleotide messenger RNA. RefSeq names its product protein FAR1-RELATED SEQUENCE 5-like. The record is from RefSeq and is a predicted model, not a curated record. Gene Ontology annotation, biological process: regulation of DNA-templated transcription. NCBI's taxonomy places the organism in Eukaryota, Viridiplantae, Streptophyta, Magnoliopsida, Fagales, Juglandaceae. The transcript is spliced from 2 exons. Bases 1394 to 2995 code for a protein of 533 amino acids.
CUUAAUAAAAGUUGUAAGCAUAGCAAUAACUAUUAAGACAUAUAUUUUAAAAGGGCUUUACUACAUACAAUCGGGAAAUACAGUCGGCGUGCAAUCGACUGUACGGAAUGAAUAAAAAAAAAUUAUAAAAAAAUUAUUUUAUAUUCAGGGGGACCUAUAUGAAUAAAAAAAAAUUAUAAAAAUAAUUUUUUUCAUGUAAAUUUCGUAUUAAUUUAUUUUUUUUCUACGACUGUACGCUGACUAUAUUUUCCGACUGUAAAAAAUAUUUCUCAUUUUAAAAAGGAAUUUUACCAAUUAAGGAAAGGAAAAUGCUGCUGUGCCGCUUCUAUUUGCCCGCUUUGGAUGACCGCAUGAGGUGGCACUACGCGUGUAACAUGAUGUGGACGGACAAAACGUAUUCCUUUCCCGCGUAAAGAGAACCCAUCCGUGGCAUCCAUCCGUGGCAUCCAUCUCCCCCACCUGGCCCACCGUAACAACUCCGACCACCACCAUAUCGACUCCGACCACCACAAUAACGAACUCCGACCACCGUAACGACUCCGGCGACGGAAGGAUCCGAAGAUCCCGUACUAUCAUUUCCUAUUUUCGUGCAUCAAAGAAUGAGGCCAUCCGUAUGCGUUCUGCCCCACCUCCCCCCACCGCCGUAACGACUCCGACCACCACCAUAAAGAACGGCGACCACCACCGUACUGGGCCCCCCAUCUACGGCGUCACGACAGAUCCGGAUUUCACCAUCUACGGCGCCAUGUGAGCCGAGAACCCCAUCGAACCACCUGCCCCUGCACCUACCAUCACGGCAAGCUACGCCCAGUUUGAUCAGCCCCAUCUCCGGCGACUUCUGGGUCCACCGAUUGACGCCACAAGCUCGACCCCCACGCUGGCUGACGCCACAAGCUCGACCCCCACGCUGGCUGAAGGUAAAGAUGAUUUCGGAUCUGUGUUUUUUAUUUCUUAGCAUUUACAUUUAUCAGAUCAUCCAUCUCCUUCAUCAAUUACAUUUUUCUUGCCUUAAUCUAAUGGGUAAUACAUGCUAACAGAUAGAUUAUAUUAUAGCAUACGACUGAAUAGAUUAUUAUGUAUGUUAGGACUAAGUGUAUUUUGAUUUUGAUUUAGUUAGGAACAGCUUAUAAUUACAUACUUAAGUUUCGAAACUUAACAUAUGAAGCAACUACAAUAAAUCACAACUUUCAGUCACUUACCAAGAAAUAGAUACAUAUAUUAUUUAUUUUCAUUUCAGCUAGUGUGUUGGAUUUGGUAAUUUAACAAUCAUUAUGACUGAAAAUUUAUCACAUGCUUUCCCAUUGUUGUAUCUUGUAAUAUAAAAUAGCUGAAAUUAUAUUCUAAUUCAAUUUGAUCAGGUUGUUACUUGUAGGUUUGCCAAGGUUGAGUUGAUAUGGCUUCCUUAGUAGAGUUAUCGGAUAAUGAAUAUGAUGAAGUAGUGGUUGAUAAUAGUCCUAUUAAUGAUGAAGGUGGCGAAGUACCCGAGGUUGAUGAUGGUGUCGAAGAACCGAAGGUUGGAAUGACCUUUUCUAGUGAGGAAGAAGUUCGAUCUUACUAUAUGAAGUAUGCUAAGCAGAAAGGGUUCGGGGUGCGAAGAAGGAAUUCUAGACAAAGUGAGGACGGGAAGGUUAGAUGGUUUACAUUAGUAUGUGCGCGGCAAGGCAUAACAAAGAGUCGGGCUUCCAAUGUCCUCAGGCCAAGACAAACGGAGAGGGUAGGGUGCAAAGCAAGAGUUAAUUCAGUUUUGAAUGAGGACGGCGGAUACACCUUGUCCAGUGUCAUAUUGGAUCACACACAUUAUUGUAGUCCGGGGAAAGCCAGACACUUUAGAUGUUUCAAGAAGGUAGAUGGGAGGGUUAAAAAAAGGCUUGAAAUAAAUGAUGAGGCCGGAAUACGUACGUCAAAGACUUUCAAGAGUGUAGUUGUUGAAGCGGGGGGUUAUGAAAAUGUGCCAUUUGGAGAGAAAGAAUGUCGAAACUAUAUUGAGAAAGCACGUCAACUUCGCCUCGGAGUUGGAGGCGUUGAAGCUCUAAUGAACUACUUCCAGGAUAUGCAAAAAAAAAAUGCUGACUUUUUUUAUGCGAUCGAUGUGGGUGCUGACAUGAGGUUAAAGAAUGUCUUUUGGGCAGAUGCCCGAAGUAGAGCUGCAUAUCAAUCAUUCGGGGAUGUGAUCACUUUUGAUACAACAUACCUUACCAAUGCGUAUAAAAUGCCGUUUGCACCAUUUGUUGGUGUCAACCAUCAUGGUCAGUCAAUCUUAUUUGGGUGUGGAUUGAUAUCCAAUGAGGAUGCGCAUACUUUUGAGUGGUUGUUUGAGUCAUGGUUGAAAUGUAUGAAUGACCAACCACCAAAUGCAAUCAUUACCGACCAAGACAAGGCGAUGCAACUUGCAAUUGCCAGGGUGUUCCCAUCGUCGAGGCAUCGCUUUUGUUUGUGGCAUAUCUUGAAGAAGCUUCCAGAGAAAUUCGGGUCACAUUCUCAAUAUAACGAGAUCAAGAGUAGUCUACACAAAUGUGUGUAUGACUCGUUAAGUGAGAAUGAGUUUGAAGAAGGAUGGUGCGAGAUGCUUGACACGUAUGAUCUACGCGAUAAUGGAUGGUUGGGAUCUCUUUAUGUUAAUAGGCGGUUUUGGGUGCCGGCGUACGUUAAAUGCACGUUUUGGGCUGGAAUGUCAACUACACAACGUAGUGAAGGCAUGAAUGCAUUUUUUGAUGACUACGUUCACUCUAGGACCGAACUGAAACAAUUUGUUGAGCAGUAUGAUUCAGCCCUUAUGAGGAAGGCAGAGAAUGAACGAAUUGCUGACUUCAGUUCAUUUAACACUGAGAUUCCUUGCAUCUCCCGCUAUCCUAUCGAGAAGCAAUUUCAAAAAACAUACACAAUUGCCAAGUUUAAGGAAGUCCAAGAAGAAUUCCGAGGGUUUUUAUAUUUGAGUCACUCGUAUUUAGGGGGCGAUGGUGCAAAAUAUGAGUACGUUGUCGCGGAUGAGAUGUGAGUGAGUGAUGGAUUCAUUAAACGUGUAAACUACAAUGUGAGUGUAGAGGAAGUAGAUCCCCUAAAUAUUACAUGCAGUUGCAAGUUGUUUGAGUUUAGGGGAAUAUUAUGCAGACAUGCUCUUCGUAUUCUGGCACAGUUAGGCAAGACUGAAGUACCACAAAAAUACAUUUUGGCUCGUUGGAGGAAGGAUUCAAAGAGAGAUUAUUUGAAUGUAAAAAGCAGUUAUGAGGCGACAAGCAACCCUGUGAGAAAAAGGUUUGAUCGGAUCCAAAGUUGCUUCCACUCAUUGUGUUCAAAUGCCGCAAAGACAGAGGGGAACUGUGUGAAAUUGAUUGCUCAGCUAGAACAAUUAAAGCAAGAGUACCCGGAUGCUGACUCCUACGAAGGUACCACCACACCUGGACAAGCUACACCCAUGGAUGGCACGAGAGGCAAAGUUCUUAGUCCAUUGGUGGUUCGGAGUAAAGGGAGACCACCAAGUAAGAGAAAAACGCAUCCAGUUGAGAAGAGUCUCAAGAAACCGAGCACUAGAAGGAGAUUGCCCACAACAGAGGUUGUAUAUUGUUCCAUAAUAUACAAAACAUAUGUACAUUAACUUUGCAAGAAAAUAUUACUAUUUUUCUCAAACUCCAAUCAUAUAGGUGUACGUUGUGUGAGUCAUGUAAGAAUUUCCAUUUUAUAAGUCUGAAGUGGUUGUUUGUAAGAUACAUUAAGAAUUUCUGUGUUCUACUGAUAUUAAUAGAUUAUUAUGGAUUUAUGUUCGUAUGCAUAGAGGAGUCGCCAAUUAUGUAGAGAAGAUAGACCUAUGUACAGUGUAUCAUACCAACAAGAUGAAGUGCCUCAAACCCAGGUAUCCUGUCUAUAUGAUCAAGGAAGCCAGGUUUGGACACAUGCGCCGGAUUUUUUUUGUACUUCCUCGACUGCUCCUCCACCUCCAGUAGAAGCGCAACCUAGGCGAUUGAAUCUAUCGGAUCAAGAUGAUCUAUACGAGCCUAGAUGGUGGCAGCCAUGAUGGUGAUAUCUUUCAGUUGGAUAUAAGUGUAUAGAAGCUAAGAAUUUCUGGUAGUAUGUUCAGGUUGUAUAGAAUAGCUGACCCUGGAACUAUCCAGCUUGUUUUUUGUGUGAAGGUGGCAAUUUCCAGCUUGUUUUUUGAGCUGGAACAGAAACUUUUCCAGCUUGUAUUUUGUGUAUUUUGAGCUCAAACUGUAAUUUUUGUGUUGGAUUUGACUCUGUAUUUUGAUCGGCUACUUUAAUUCACAGCUACUGGAUGCUUCCAGCAUGUAUUUUGUAAGAUACAAACAUUUUCCACCUUGCAUUUUGAGCUCAAACUGUAAUUGAUCAGUUGGAUUUUAGUGUAUAGAAG